AUGCCUGGAUUGAAUCCUAAAGUAGCGGUCCAUCAGUUGACAGUCAAAAAUGGUUUUUGUCCUGUUAAGCAAGCUCAAAGAUGUUUUAGGCCAGACUUGGUUCCGUUGAUAGAAAAUGAAGUUAACAAACUCAUUGAGGCAGACUUUAUUCGUGAGGUCAAAUAUCCUACAUGGAGUUCAAGUAUUGUUCCUGAUGAGUUCCCUCUUCUCAUUCUGGAGCUAAUGAUUGAUGCCACUACUGGUUAUGAGGCAAUUCAUUCAUGGACAGUUCUUCUGGCUAUAAUCAAAUCCGCAUGGCACCAAAGGAUGAAGAACUCACCGCAUUUUGCACACCGAAGGGUACAAGCAUUAGCAUAUUUCUUGGUAGACCAUCCGAUACUUGAUGAUUGGGAGUUAACUGAUGAUCUUCCUAAUGAAGAUGCGAUGUCUAUUGAAAUUCAACCUCCUUGGAAAAUGUACUUUGAUAGGGCUGCACAUCGUGGUGGAGCUGGCGCUGGCGUAGUGUUCAUCACUUCACAAAAAGAACUUCUACCAUUCUCCUUUACUUUGAAACAAUGUUGCUCCAAUAAUGUCGAUGAAUACCAAGCGUUGAUACUUGGACUUGAGAUGGUCGUCGACAUGAAGCAAUUACACUUACAAGUCUUUGGUGACUUUCAGUUGGUGAUCAACCACUUCUUGGGAAGUUACGAGGUGAAAAAGCCCAAAUUGCACCCUUAUCAUGAUUAUGCUCAAAAGUUGAUAGGAUGGCUUGGAGAUGUAGCUCUUCAAUAUGUGCGUAGAACGGAAAAUAAGAAAGUUGAUGCGUUGGCUGCCCUAGCUUCAAUCCUAACCCUUCCCGAUCAAAAGCAAGUGACUAAUUGUCAAAAUUGGAUAGUACCACCGCCAAAUGAGGAAGAAUAUAUAGAAAAUGAUCUUGAGCAUCUCGUCGCCAUUUCUGAAGCCGCAAAGGAAGAUUGGAGACAACCUAUUAUUGACUACACGUGUUAUGGGAUACUUCCAGAAAAUCCAAGGAGAAGGACUGACAUUCGUCGUCGUGCACUUCGCUUCCUUUACUACAAGGACACAUUAUACAGAAGAUCAUUUGAGGAUGCACUAUUACGAUGUUUGGGAGAGGAAGAAGCAAUUCAAGCUCUACAAGAAUCACACUCAGGAGUAUGUGGAUCAUAUCAAUCUGAACCGAAGCUUCACUUUCACAUAAAGAGGAUGGGGUACUAUUGGCCAACCAUGGUGAAGGAUUGCUUAGAUUAUGCUCGGAGGUGCGAUGCUUGUCAAUUUCGUACAUCAGCGGCCGAAGUAUUGCACCCAACUAUCGCAUCUUGGCCAUUUGAUGCUUGGGGAUUGGAUGGUUGUGGGACCACUACCAAAAUCUUCUGGUGGACACUUACAAGCAAGCCAUUGGAUAACAAGUUAAUGAACAAGAUUUGUGAUCUCUUGGGCUUCAAGCAACGUAAAUCUUUUAUGUAUCAUGCUGCCGCCAAUGGUCUUGCUGAAACAUUCAAUAAGACUCUAUGCAACCUGCUCUACAAAGUUGUCUCCAAGUCCAAACGAGAUUGGCAUGACAGAAUGGAAGAAGCUUUACUUGCCAUUCAAGAAGGGAUCACUGAAGAAGAAAAUGCUCGACUAUGUCUUGUAGAGUUAGAAGCACUUGAUGAAAAGAGGCUAGAAGAUCAACAAAAUCUUGAAUGUUAUCAAGUUCGUCUAUCUCGUGCUUUUAACAAGAAGGUUCGCUUGAGGUGCUUCCAAGUUGGAGGCCAAGUUCUCACGGUAAGAAGACCCAUCAAUAUUUCGCACAAGUCUGGAGGCGAAUUUAACUCAAAGUGGGCUGGACCAUAUGUCGUACAAAAAGCAUAUUCAAAUGGUGCUUACAAGCUUGUUGAUGCUGAUGGCGAAGGAUCGGUCCUAUUAAUUCAAAAUUCCUAA
Molecule: messenger RNA, 1920 nt
Organism: Solanum stenotomum
Lineage: Eukaryota; Viridiplantae; Streptophyta; Magnoliopsida; Solanales; Solanaceae
Exons: 5
Coding region: 1-1920 (639 amino acids)
Molecular function (GO): RNA-DNA hybrid ribonuclease activity; nucleic acid binding
Source: RefSeq, a predicted model, not a curated record